Molecule: messenger RNA, 4520 nt
Organism: Clarias gariepinus (North African catfish)
Lineage: Eukaryota; Metazoa; Chordata; Actinopteri; Siluriformes; Clariidae
Product: protein mono-ADP-ribosyltransferase PARP6
Exons: 23
Coding region: 365-2290 (641 amino acids)
Biological process (GO): endoplasmic reticulum unfolded protein response
Cellular component (GO): membrane; endoplasmic reticulum tubular network; nuclear envelope
Molecular function (GO): protein serine/threonine kinase activator activity; NAD+ poly-ADP-ribosyltransferase activity; kinase binding
Source: RefSeq, a predicted model, not a curated record
CAGCAUAGGAGCAGAGAUCUGCAACAGAUAAACACACACACCUUUAAACGCACAUUUGGAGCAAGACAGAAAGAGGGAAUCCAAAUCAAAACAGCAUGGAAAUGGAGAUUACUUUACAUUUUGCCUAGACAUCUUAAACCAAGGAAAAGAGAGAAGGAGGAGGAGGAGGAGGAGUGGGCAUCACUGAAGGAAAGACCACUGAAGGCGAUUGAGGGAUUGCAAUGAGCUGGUCCCUCCAUCUUUUUUUUAGUGAAGUUUUCCAUACAGAAGCCACAGAGCUGUAAGCAGUAUACUCCGAUGCCUUUGGGGUGUUUCAUGUGAAAUGGAAGAGGACAGUGCAAACCUGUCAGAGUUUCAUCUCUAAAUGACUGAUCCAAUGGACAUCAAAGGCCAGUGUUGGACGGAUGAGGAAUCAGAUGGAGAGAAUGAGCCUGAACAAUUCCUCUAUGGAAUUCAGGGGAGCUGUGCGGCUGAUCUGUAUCGCCAUCCUCAACUGGACGCUGACAUCGAGGCUGUGAAAGACAUUUACACGGACAGUGCCAUAUCAGUCAGAGAAUAUGGCACGAUCGAUGAUGUGGAUAUUGACCUUCAUAUCAACAUCAGCUUCCUGGAUGAGGAAGUUGCAACAGCAUGGAAGGUUAUUCGAACAGAGCCCAUCAUCCUUCGCCUCCGCUUCUCCCUCUCGCAGUACUUGGAUGGACCCGAACCCUCAGUCGAUGUCUUUCAACCCUUGAAUAAAGAUGGAUUCAGCCUUGGACUUCAGCUGAAGAAGAUCCUCAGCACCUUUAUCUCUCAGCAAUGGAAACACCUAAGUAAUGAGUUCCUGAAAGUUCAGCAGGAGAAGAGGCACAGCUGGUUCAAGGCUGGAGGGACCAUAAAGAAGUUCCGCGCAGGCCUCAGCAUCUUCUCCCCCAUCCCAAAAUCUCCCAGUUUCCCGCUGAUCCAGGACUCGUCGCUGAAGGGUAAACUGAACGUGCCUGAGCUGAGAAUGACCCGUCUUAUGAACCGUUCGAUCUCCUGUACCAUGAAGAACCCGAAGGGGGAGCUGUUCAGUUAUCCUCCCAACAGUCAGACUGUGGCAGUCCCGGUGGGCAGGGCCCCGGCGCAGAUUACCACGCGGCAGCUGAUUGAAUUGUUUUUCUCAUCCCAGGCGGGCGGCCACUGCAAGAACAUCCCCACACUGGAGUACGGUUUCUUAGUGCAGAUUAUGAAGUAUUCUGAGCAGCGGAUCCCGACACUGAACGAGUACUGUGUUGUGUGUGAUGAGCAGCACGUCUUUCAAAACGGCUCCAUGCUCAAGCCUGCAGUCUGCACCAGAGAGCUUUGUGUGUUCUCUUUUUACACUUUGGGAGUGAUGUCAGGUGCAGCUGAAGAGGUGGCUACAGGAGCUGAGGUUGUGGAUCUUCUAGUUGCCAUGUGUAGAGCUGCUUUAGAGUCUCCUAGGAAGAGCAUCAUCUUUGAGCCAUAUCCCUCUGUAGUCGACCCCAAUGACCCUAAAACACUUGCCUUUAACCCCAAGAAGAAAAAUUAUGAAAGACUGCAGAAGGCACUAGACAGUGUUAUGUCCAUACGAGAAAUGACCCAGGGAUCCUAUCUUGAGAUAAAGAAACAAAUGGAUAAACUCGACCCGCUGGCUCAUCCUUUAUUACAGUGGAUAAUAUCCAGUAACAGAUCUCAUAUUGUCAAACUGCCUCUGAGUAGGCAGCUGAAAUUUAUGCACACGUCCCAUCAGUUCUUGCUCCUGAGCAGCCCGCCUGCCAAAGAAGCUCGAUUUCGGACAGCCAAGAAGCUCUACGGCAGCACUUUUGCAUUCCAUGGUUCUCAUAUUGAAAAUUGGCACUCUGUUCUGAGAAACGGACUAGUCAACGCCUCCUACACCAAAUUACAGCUGCAUGGGGCAGCCUAUGGAAAGGGCAUCUAUCUCAGCCCCAUCUCCAGUAUAUCUUUUGGAUAUUCAGGAAUGGGAAAAGGACAGCACCGGAUGCCAAGUAAAGAUGAACUGGUGCAGCGCUAUAACCGCAUGAAUACAAUCCCACAGACUCGCCCGAUUCAGUCACGGUUCCUCCAGAGUCGGAAUCUGAACUGCAUCGCACUUUGUGAAGUGAUCACAUCCAAGGACCUUCAGAAACACGGGAACAUCUGGGUGUGUCCUGUUUCAGACCACGUGUGCACACGCUUCUUCUUUGUAUAUGAAGAUGGCCAGGUAGGAGAUGCUAACAUCAACACCCAGGAGCCCAAGGUGCAGAAGGAGAUCAUGCGUGUGAUUGGCACUCAGAUCUACUCGGGCUGAGAGGGACCUCUGGGCUAUCUGCAGGGACUCGGCGCUGCCGAACCAGCUGUAGCACCUUAGCUUUUGCUCAGAGUGAAGAAGCAGGAGAGCCGAACAUUUCAAUCCCCCUCUGUCCUCCUCCCUGCUUCUUUUCUGCCUUUGUUCUUUCUUCUUCUUCUUCCUGGCUUUCAUGGGGAAGUUCGGAUGCGCGUCCACUUCCUUUUCCUUGUGUGGUUUGUCUUGUUUGGGGCAGCUGAGACUGAUGGACCAUCUUCUUCCUCCUCGAGUAGCAAGAAGUGAUAUGAAAGUAUAAUGGCAGAGCAAACUUCAUGUGGAAGUAUUUUCUCUGGCACACUAUUAACUAUUAACUUUGGGCACACUGUACCCAUAGGCAGUUUCACAGCUGGCGACUGCUAACGAGGGAACAGAAUAUCGCACGACUCGUGGCUCAGACUCUCGUCUAAAUGUCACCUCGAUCCACGGCGAUGGACGAGAUGGCUGAUUGGAUCCCUAAAUCUGUCAAUCAAAACUGAUGUGAACUCACCCAAGCAUGGGUUGCUAGGUAACUUCCUAUCCUUCGGACACUCGUUUUCAUUUCCUUUCAGUCCUGAGCUUAAUAACCGUAUCGUUCCGUCUGUGCUCUUCGACUCUUUAUAGCUCUCUCGUACACCCAACAUUUAUCAUACGGAAUAUCUAUAAAUACAAAGCAAUUUAAACAAACCUUAUUAUAUUUCUGGUCUCUGGAUCCAUAAGCGACGAAUCUUCUUGCACCCUUAUUGCGUUAAAAAAAAAAUCCUUGUCUUGAUCUGUUUACUUUCAUAUUCUUUGAGUAAUGGUGUAUUAAUAUCCAAGAUGCGGUUAUCUCCGGGACUGCUCUUGUUCAGCAACUCCUUCUGGUGAAAUCAAUUUCCUUUCCUUUUGUCUCCGGUGCACAGCAUGGCAGGAACACGAACGCGAACAUGCACACACACACACACACAUACGCGCACACACUCUGGAAAGAUGUUUACUGCAAUUUAUCAGUGGGAGCAAGGGUGCUUCUGUUUUGACAAAUUAAAUAACCAGAUUUUAUUAUUGCUCAUAUUCACAGCUAUUCCUCCUAAUCACUGGUUGCUCUAAUUUCAUUAUGUCCUGGGUGGAGAAAGCUGGCUGACAAGGUCAUUUAACAUAAAUCGAAGAACCACAUUUAACGUUCCUUAACAGCUCUGGUUACGGACACAGCCUUGUUCUCUGUAGUAUAGGACUAUCUGGCUUCUUAUCCUCCAGCUGCACUUCUUUUUUUUUUUUUUUCUUUAAAUAUAUUCCUUCAGCUUGGUGUGAACUGUAAAACAUUCUGUGCAGCCUAACUGUGUAUAUCUCUUCAUACAUCUACAGGUUGUAUAUUUAACCAGUGGACCCUGUUAUUACUGUACUAAAAAAAAAACCCGUCUCAUACAAACGAAAUAAGGAAGGGAACCAACACUAUGGACUUUAUGAGAGUUUGAGGCUGUAUGAGGAUGUUUUAUUAAAUACAAGCAGGUUGUAAAUAAAAUCUGUGCGUUAAAAGGGGACGACAGAACAGCCAUCGUUGGUCUCCUUUACAGGCUCCUGGUUGCUUUUAUGUUGGUCCGGUUCAGUUUGAUUGCUUUUAUCAUGUGCCGAAGCUAGGUGUAUAAACUGAGCCGACGAAAGCAAGAACCUAAUGAAAGAAAAUAAAGAGACACUGUUGACAGUUUGUAGAUAAGACUGUGUAUUUGUAUCGAAUUUUUAAAUCACCCAGAAUUUUAAUAACCAUAUCGUUUGUUGGAUUCUUUAAUAUUCCUCAUACUGUAUACUCCAUUUCCUGUAAUAGGCUCCAGAUCCACCUUGACUAGGAAUUCGGUGCAUACACACAUAUCCUGAUUCUUCCUUAAUAAUUCCAAAGGACAAUAUGUAAUUUAUCCACCAACCUGACACAUGUCCCGCCUUAACCCUUCUGCAAAACCUGCGUUUGUAUAAAAUUUUAUUUUCAUUCUCACGUUUUUUUUUAUUUUUAUAAUUUUGUCCACGGAAAGGAAAUAAAAACAUAUUCGACACAAUUUUGGGGGACUUUUGGGUGAUGCGGUCUUCUUAAGGGGGACCGACAAUAAGUCCCAGAUCGCCCCAGGAUGUAAACGCCAAACCUUUAAAGUCUAACAGGUUGGUUAUUACCUCAGUUCUCCUGUAGAGGGCUCUCUUCCACAACAAUAUCACAUACACACUCCCAAACCCCCGUGUGUGUAACGAGGCCUGU